AAUUUGUUUUACUGCUCAGUUGCCCCCUAUUUGCUAGUUUGUCUUUUAUGCAGUGGUGGCUAACUUUCCCCCGAUCUCUAGAAGUCAAGCAUCCACAUACUGUAGUGUGCACCCUGAAUGCUGCGUCCAUAAUGCUCCCUGAUCCUGCGCUGGCUGUGACUGUUCUUCCCCUGCAGGCUGUAGCCCCAGAUAUAGUGCACAGAGCAGCACAGCAGCGCAGGCAGUCAGUCAGAGCUCAGUCCCAGGCAGCAGGGGCAGCCUAUUGCUACUCAGCAACCUAUUGCAUUCCGGCUGCAACCCCCACCCUCCAAAAAAACCCACUCACACUUGGACUGAUGGCAAGUGAUCUAUCUGCAGCAUAAUCCUGCCUUCCAACAACUGUGUGAUCGCUUCCCUGCUGGAUUAACUUCGUGCUACCAGCUUUCAUCCUCUUUUCAUUCAAUUUUUUAAUUUUUGCCUCUUUUUUCCCCCUCAGACACCUGUCCACUUCUCAGUCUCACCCCCCAUCCCUGUCUAGAAGUGUAACCUUGUCUCGUGGUCAUGGGGUGUAUAAUUUCCUUUUUACCCAGGCUGGUGAGAGCUCUCCAGGUUUUGUAAAGUGGAUGUCAGAUUUUGGAUUUAUGUUCCUGAAGGAAUAGUCGCCCGAGCAGGAUAACCCCGAGUAACUUUCAUCAGGGAGGAUGCAGGCUGUGUAUUGUAUCUCUGCGCUCCUGCUCCAUUCUACGCUGCACCUGGUGAUAUGUGCAAAUGUAACAGGUGGUGGGAAGCUUGGAAGUUUAAAAUCAGGAGCCUCCAUAUCAACACUUAAGCAUAUAUGGACAGAAAGUAACAAAGACUUGUCGAUCAGUCGUCUCCUAUCACAGACUUUUCAUGGCAAAGAAAACCAAACCUCCUUGGAUAUGAGAUAUGAUACACCAGAACCUUAUACGGAGCAAGAACUCUGGGAAUGGCUGAGGAACUCAACAGAUCUGCAAGGGCCUCGUUCCAGGGCCAAAAGACGGCCCAUCGUUAAAACAGGAAAGUUUAAGAAAAUGUUUGGCUGGGGGGAUUUCCAUUCCAACAUCAAAACCGUAAAGUUAAAUUUGUUGAUAACAGGGAAAAUCGUGGAUCAUGGCAAUGGAACCUUCAGUGUUUAUUUUCGGCACAAUUCUACUGGCCAAGGAAAUGUUUCGGUGAGCUUGGUUCCACCAACCAAAAUUGUGGAAUUUGACUUGGCACAGCAAUCAGUGAUUGAUUCUAAAGAUUCUAAGUCCUUCAAUUGCCGUAUCGAAUAUGAAAAGGUUGACAAGGCAACCAAGAACACUCUUUGCAACUAUGACCCUUCAAAAACAUGCUACCAGGAGCAGACCCAAAGUCAUGUAUCUUGGUUAUGCUCUAAGCCCUUCAAGGUGAUCUGUAUUUAUAUAUCCUUUUAUAGUACAGAUUAUAAACUAGUACAAAAGGUGUGUCCUGAUUACAACUACCACAGUGACACGCCCUACUUCCCUUCUGGUUGAUGAUAACAUGUAUGCAAGACUUACCUCUAAGGCAUAAAAGGUGACUGGGCUGGAACCUCAUCCAAGAAAGUUCCAUCAAUUGCCAGGAAUGUGUCAACACUACAAAUGAUUUAACUCUACAUAAAACUUUUAUAUUGGAAAAUUUAUCAGAUGCAAUUUACUUGCCCCAAAUCCCUCUAUAUUCCAUUUACUAGCUGUAAGUCGCUGUGGACAUAAAACAAACACACAUUGUAAGUGAUCGUUUAUCAAUCUCUUUGUUAGAACAGCUUUCAUUGUCUAAUAAUACAUGAUGUUUCAUGACAAUUUCACAUGGAACCAAAAGGAUUAGCCAUACUUAAAUCUUUAAUAAUGCUCUCUAGUAUGGAAAAGAAACCCUGUUAGAACUACAAUCCCAUAAUUGUAUUGUCUAUACAAAUUUCUGGAGAUGCGGUAAGCGUAAAUAAAAUAUAAUUGCAAAGUACAGUAUACCUACAAAAAAAAAAACAGUUAGUUGUGUAAUAUUGGGGUAAAACGUCAAGGUCAUCAUCAUCAUCAUCAACUCUACAAAUACACCACUACAUAAAGGCAAAUGGUGUCAAUUGGAGCCGGUCACAAAUAAAGAUGGAAACCCAUUUAAAUUGUACAUGUUAGAAUAUGUCAUGCCGGAACAAUUCGUAUUUCUCAGACAAUUCUGGAGUUUCAGGAGACAGUAUGAUAUAAGUAUACUGUUUAACACAGCAAACAAAAUCCUGACUAAUAUCAUGUAAGUUCUAAAUGGCUGAAAUCUUUAUUACGGUAUAUUGUAUACUUCAAUAACCUAGUCUACAUUUGUAUGAAUGGUUUGUAUUGUAUAUAGUUUAACCAGUGUUACUUGAGCAGCUUAUUAAUAUAACUAGUAAAUGUCUCUGCUUGUUAUUGGUUAAAUACAAUCAAAGGACACAAGGAUUCCAUGUUUAUCGACUUAGCUGUAAACUUCAUUAAUAAAAAAAGGAAGUAAUUAUGUACAAAGCAUUUAUUCCGCUAAGUAUCGUUGAAAGCUAGACAUAUACAGCAUUGAAAUCUGUAUGCAUUCAGAUAUUUUAUUUCUGGACAAAAAAAGGUGAAUUGUAUAUAAAAUAAAAUACAUAAAGUUGAAUUUAAAUAUUUACCAGUGGUUGUUUUAAUGAAAUGAUGUAAUAGUUUCAGCACAUUAUUGAGAAGAAGCACAUUUGUUUUAGAGAAUUCAAUUUCAUUGUUAAUGUAUAAUAAUCAAAUUUAGAUGUAUCCAAAGUUUAUUGUGAGCAUGAUGAAAGUACAGUACUAUAGGAGCAUUUUCAAAGAAGUAACAAAAAUGUUUUGUUGUUUCUUCCAAGUUGCAAUUUGGCAUUUGUUAUCCGUGUCGAAAACAUUAUCAGGAGUUAUUUAUAACCAAAGAAGGAAUGUACUCUAAAUUCGGGACCAUUACCCCUGGUGCCUUCCAGCCGUCAUAUCAAGUACAGAAGUGAUGACGAUGCACUCAUGGAGAUUUUGCAAAUAAAAUGUUUUUUUUACUGCAAUAUCAUCAGUGUUUCCACGACUAUAGCCACGACAGCAAUAGUUUUAUAUAUAUAUAUAUAUAUAUAUAUAUAUAUAUAUAUUUAUUUC
Pseudophryne corroboree (corroboree frog) is the source of this 3098-nucleotide messenger RNA. It is a transcript of the gene NXPH1, whose product is annotated as neurexophilin 1. Lineage: Eukaryota; Metazoa; Chordata; Amphibia; Anura; Myobatrachidae. Bases 681 to 1496 code for a protein of 271 amino acids. The transcript has 2 exons. Gene Ontology annotation, molecular function: signaling receptor binding. The record is from RefSeq and is a predicted model, not a curated record.